Messenger RNA from Anastrepha ludens (Mexican fruit fly), 14295 nucleotides. RefSeq names its product serine-rich adhesin for platelets-like. NCBI's taxonomy places the organism in Eukaryota, Metazoa, Arthropoda, Insecta, Diptera, Tephritidae. Gene Ontology annotation, biological process: cell-cell junction organization. The coding region runs from base 1241 to 7645 and encodes 2134 amino acids. The transcript has 5 exons. Gene Ontology annotation, cellular component: plasma membrane; apical junction complex. The record is from RefSeq and is a predicted model, not a curated record.
UCAGUGCACAAAUUCACCUCAACGUGGCGAGUAGGUGGUUUUGCUGUAGAAAUUUACGACCAAAACUCAAAAGUAGGAAAUUUUUCCUACAACGAAAAAAAUAAACAAACGAACUUGUAGCAAGACCGGCGCCUGUUUGUAGUGUGUUUUCAAAAAGAAGCAUGUAAUUAUUUUGACAAUUGAAUUUCGAAAAAAAGCUACACAUUAUAAUUUGUGCAAAUUCUCUCAAGAGCAAAGCGAAACGUGAGCGCAUCAAUAUUUGUUGUUGUUUUUUUUUUUUUGUUUGGUGCUUGCAGCGUAUGCAAUAGAAUUUGUGCGCUCUCAAUCUGCAUAUUUACUAGCUCAUUGUGCGCCCGGGAUCUGUGUUUUAGCUUUAGUUAAUUUUUCGACGAAAUUUUAUCAGUAACGUUUUGAAAAUUCCCAGCAUGAGGAAUAGUGAAAUAAAAUAAAUAAUUUAUUACAUUUCGAAGAAUGUGACUUAAUGCGAAAAAAGUGUUUGCUUUAAAAACAAACCAAAUCAAACGACAACGAUUUCUGUAACACUUUAAUUGUGUACCAAAGAAGUGUCUAAAGAAGUAAAUCUUUAACGACUAGCAACCAAAGUGCCUAAAGUAUUAUAGAGCAACGAAAAAUAGUCUACCAGCCACAGAUAUCAUUUUCGCUUAUCGAAAAUUUAAUAAAUUCUGUACGAAUGCUGAACUUGGUGCUGUAGAGAGACAAUAAUAAUACGAGUAAUAAUAAACAAAAGUAAAAUUUCGAUGACUGUUUUGCGCUGUGGAAUCUAACUGCCGCUUGCCAUUUUAAUCUAAGCAAUCGUGUUAAAGCAUCAACACGAAAUUCAAUCAACGACUACGUUAAAUAUCUGAAUAUCUAAAUAUAAAUACACGCCUACAUAAAUUGGUUGUUAAUUGCAGUAACUGCUAAAAAGGCAAAACGUGUAGUGCACUGCAUAUUUGAUACAGCAAAUCAGUGAGACAAAACUUAGCAGGAAUUACACCAAGGAAAAAAAGCACUGGUGCCUCUUGUGGAGUGAUUGCAUAAGCGAAAGUGCAACGAAAGCGGCAUGCGAUUGUUGCAGCUGACGUCAAUAACUGAAAAGGAACACCAAAUUUUGGGCUGCGCCAAAAGAGAAAGGCAUUUUAUUUUAAGAAAGGAAUAAUUGAAGAAAAGCCAAAACCAAAAAAACAAAAGCAAAAAUUGCAUUUCGUGAUAGGAGAAAAUUAAAAAUUAAGCUAACAAAAUGGAGCAUUUGGAUUUGGCAGGUGUGAUCAAUACACCAGUAAUGUGGAAUAUGUCGGCAUUCGAUCAACAAGAUGCCAUUUACUUGUCCAAUUCGCGGCAAAUGCUCGAGCCAAUACUCGAAGAGACGUCGGAGGAUGAGGAACACGCGCAAAACAGUUGGAAUCAGUACGAGCAGAGCAGAGAACACUUCUGGAGUUCCGCGGAAUCGGAAACUGGUUCUGUCAUAAGAGUCGAAAUUAGUAAAGAUCCCGAUUCGAUUUCAGAGCGCGAUUUCGUCUGCCCUGCCAAACGUGCGCGCCGCUGCGACGAUUUCAUUAUCGGCGGUCAACUAUCCUCAGCCGCACAAUCGACUGCUCAACAGCCUUCGCAAGUGCAAGCCGCGUCGGGCACCUAUGAUGAUACUGUUCUGCUGCGGCGAACCCAACGCCCAAUCGAUACCAAUGAGGCAAACAGCAAUAGCUUAGAACGCUUUCUUGCCUAUGAGGCAUGCACGCGCGACAGUUGGGGCCAGCAAUCGCUGCAGGUACUGCCACAACGCAAUAGUACUGGCAGUCGACGCUUCGAUGAAUACUCCGACUCGGAUAGCAUUUCAUACCAUUCGCUUAGCCGCUCAUCCUCACUAAUACAGUUUGAGUCUUUGGAGCGACAGCUACAGCUGCAGGAGCAACACGCGAGCAUGUCCAGUUUAGGCAACUCAUCGCCCUCGUUGCUUAGUUUCGAUGACGCACGCAGCACUGGCGCCUUAAAUGGCGAGGACGGUGUGCGUAGUGGUGCUAAUAGCGGCAGCAAUUCGGGUAAUAAUAGUCGACGCGGCUCACAAAGCUCUCUGCUAAAGCGCUUUGAGUCGUCGGAUGGGCGGCUGCAUCAGACAUACUUCGAUCUGGACAAAUUGAGUUUUGAUGAUGACCAGCGUGUGAUUUUUGGUGCUAAUAAAGCAAAUUUGAUGGAAGCGACUGUGGGCGAGGUAAAAUCUGAUUCGGAGUCAUCUACUAGCUCGGAUAGUUCUUCAGGCAACAGCAUUUUGACCGCAUCCAAACCAUCGGCAGAAGAUUUGACUGACUCGAGUAGCACGGCGUUCACGCGUGCCGGACGCAUCAUCGCCUUCCAACGUGCAGGCAAGAGUUCGGCGGAAAACCUCUCCGAAGACUCGGGCUACUGUGAGCCGUCGACGUUGCGGCGCACCAAAUCGAAAAGCAUACCAAACAAUUUCGAGAAAUUCUGCGAAGAGGAGGAGGAAUUCCAGCAAUACGACUACGCGUCGGAAAGGCAUGCGGUUGGGGACGUUGACAGUGUGACAAAAACAACACACCAACAGCAACAACAUUCCAAAAACAUCAUCAACAACCAUAACCACAUUAACAGCAAUAACAACAACAUACGCGGUGAUGCCGCGUCCACAAAACAUUACGUCGUAGAGCAUGAUAUAUGUCAGCCAAAAAUAAAUGACGCCACAUUCGUCGUAGCCACGGACGACGAAACAGCAUUGAAUGCGCCAACCACGCCGCCGCCACUGCCAACAUCUUCACUGCCACCAGCGAUCAACCGAGAAGGAGGGGAGCAUGCCGAAAUGGACGACAGCGAAGGCGAUGUCGGCCAUGUAGAGGAAUGCGACGAGGAGCAUGAUGUAGAUACAGAAGCUUUUGGUUCGCGCCAUGUAUCGGCGUGUCCACGCUACGAACGCGUUAAAAAUAGCCCAACGCGAGAGGCGGCGACUGCCUGUUUGCUGCUCGAGCAGCGGCGCUCGUUAGCCCACUCGCCUUCGCCUGUGGCGUCCGAUGUCUCUUCAUCGUCAGCGUCAUCGGCGUCGUCAGGCAGCAGUUGCGGCACAACGCGAUCCUCCACCUCGGCAUCAACAUGCGCCUCUGCCGCCUCAUUCACAUGGCUACCAACACCGAAACAGUUGCAACUGCAACAACACCAACUACAAUUACAAUUAGAACGAACGCAACGGCAAACGUCAGCAUCCGCCAAGUUAGAGCUAUUAGCAGCGCAACAGCGUUCGACUCUCGAGAAUUUUUGUGCGAGUCUACGAAACAGUUUGCCAGACAUACGCGACGCGUUAGGUACUAUAACCUGCAAUACUGUUAUCGAAACAAAUUUUCCCAUAUUGUCUGAGAAACACAACGGCAGCGACGUGAGCGACGCAAACGGCCACGGACUGGAGCAUUUACGGAGUGAAACGAAAACACCAGAACGUGAACGCAUAGAUACCGAACGGUCAGACGGCAGCACAAGGAGGCCAACGCACAAUUUAGACGAUUCAGACUUUAGUACAACAUCGCCAUCGGCCUCAGCAUCGGCGCGCGAAAGCCACAGUGACGAAACGGACAACGAGUCUACACCUGAGGCAAAGAAAAGACAACGCGUCUACAACAACGGUAGUGGUGGUGGUAGUGGUGUGCCUGAAAGUAGCAGUGUUGGUGGCUUUAGUGGUUACGUCAGUAGUGGACGGCGCAUUUCGAGUGUACCAAGUGAACUGAAUAAAUUAGGACGCAAAAAGCGUGUGAGCACGCGUUAUAGACAUAGCAAAUCGUCACCUGAAGAGAACGCCGCGACCGAGACUAGUCCUAGCAAUUCCAGUGCAGACGAAGCAGAGGACGAGGACUUUUUCGACCCCGCAGCAUCGUUCAAAAUACGACGUAGCUGUAGUUGGUCAGAACGACGCGAACGUAAUUUGCAGCGCUUCGAGGCGGCGUUUGGCAGUAGAGCGCAACGGGAGGGUAGCAGGUCUUGGGUUACACAGUCGCUGGGCUAUAUGAAUGCCAGCUAUCAGGACUUAACACAGUUGGAUUAUUCGGGCAAACAGCUGGAAGGAGGAAGUCGGCAACAGUCCAAUUUGAAGCGUUGUAGCGAUUACGUAGCAAGCGACUGCGACCGCGACACCGGCAGCGACGACAUGGACACGCCCAAGAGCACGGCCACCGCUGACUAUGAGAAUAUAAUUUGCAAAGGUAAUUUCUUGCUCGAUGAACUGUCACAAAUAUACGAUCGCAAUGCUUCGAUUUUGAACGAUAAGCCGAUCGGCGCCGAAGAGCAAUUGCUUUUACCUAAAACAGACGAUAUCGUGGAUCGUCCAAGCUGCAGUCCGCGCGCACCUCCUCGUCAGCGCAAGCACUCCAACUCGAGUUAUUCAGAUUUGGACAGUGUUGGUGGUAGUGUCGGUUGCGCCGACGAGCAGGUAGUUGGACCGACAGCACAGCAUGUGCAAUUGAUGAUACGCAAACCGCCCGCGCGUCAAAAGCACGCACGCAAAUCGGAGGCAACACACAGUUUAAUUAGUGACGCGCAACUAUUCGCAAGUGAGACGACCACCACAAAUACGUCAACUAUGGCCCACAGCAAAACUUUCGACCAGGAUCCAACCAAUUUGCACACCAGUUAUACACAAAGUCUAGAGAAGUGCAAUUUCGAUCCGAAGGAGCUGAGCAACACAGAACUAAAUAAGUCGAAUUCAAUACCAAAGCGACGCUUCCACUCCCAAACGAAUACAACGAAGCAGCGCAACAUGGUAUCCAGCACGCCCAACUUAAAUGCCUACGAUCCACAUGCGGAUGAAGUAGAGGACGACAUGUACGUGUCCAGCGCGCACACUUCAAUGCAUCAACUGCCGCAGGCCACAGCACAAAAGCCUCUUGGCAUACUGCUGCCCGCAGGUUCGCGUACUUCAUUCAGCAAGGAAGUCAGCUUCUGUCCGGUCGUAUCGCAAUACUCUUGGCAGGAGCAAUCCUCUGAGGAAUACGCUGAGCAGCAUCAACAUCAGCAGCAGCAAAGUGAGAAUGCGCCGUCAGACGGGCAACAGGAAGAUACGGACGAUGAGUUGCUGGACAAUGCGGACGCCACAGUCAUACAGAAUACGCGCGUGAACGAAAUGAUUGCGGCGCGCUAUGCGGUUGAACUUAAGAAUGCGCUCACAGUGGGCAACGCUAGCAAGAGUGUGGCACAAAUAAGAGCGGUGCCCAUUGAGAAAGUAAGAGCGUUGAUUAUUGUCAAAGAGCGCCAAGCCGCCGAAGAGCGCGAGCGAGAACGCGCACGUUUGCAAGAGCGCGAGCAGCUAGAAGAGAGUGCACAACACACAGAGAGUGCGGGAAAAACAUUGCACAAAGUCAUUGACUACAGCGCUGAAACAAAGGGAGAAGCAUUAAAACUAGACUCAAACGCUCCAGCCGACGUUGCUGCUGCUACUGCUACUGCUGUUGGCUACAACGAAACAGUGGACGCUGAAACAGUGAAUGUUAGUCACAAAUCGACGAUUAUUGAUGCAACAACUAAUUUUAUAAAAGCGGAGCAAACGACGGUCGUGGAAGAAGAAGCAAACAACGAAAUCAACAACGACGCGCAAACCAAUCGGAAUAGUAGUUUUAGCGGUGCGAGCUGGAGUGGUGCUAGUUUUAACGAUAACGCCAGCGAUAGUAAUAGCGCCGCCAGUGGAAAAGCUCAAACGCGUCCGCUCAGCAUACACCUGCCGAUACUGAGUGAGCCGCCCACAAAUCGCGCCCAUCAUAUUUUAUACGCGUCUCAGCAGCUGCUCGACAAUUUCGAGCGCCGUGAAAGUGAGCAAUAUUACAAUCAAAAUAACGUCAAUAAGUGUGAAAGUGCUUUAGGGGGUAGUGAGGGCGUGGCCGAUAGGCGUACCAAAAGUGUUGGUAAUUUGAGUGUUGCACAAACAACGCGUUACAGAAUGUCUAACGCAACAGUGGGUAUGGGUGGCCAAAGCGGCAGCGGCAGCGGCACUGCGGCGGCAAACAAUAACAAUGAUUUACUAAAUAAGAAGUUCAAGGAUGAAAAACAUCCCAGCUCGAAGGGCUUUCUGUCGCGUUUCGCGCAUGGCUUACGCUUUUCAUUGAGGCGUAAAAACAAAAAGCAAUUGCAACAGCAGCAGCAACAACAACAACAACAGCAUGAACAGCAGGUCAGUGAUCAGAAUGGCAUGACGGCAGCAGCGGAUAAAUCUACAAUGCGUAAGAGUUUCGGUAAGUCAGCAACAUUGCCUCAACUAAAACAACAACAACAACAACAACGGCAAGCAUCUGUACAACAGUUGUCCACUACGCCAAAUAAAGCUAAACGUACUUCCGCUCAGAGCGGAGCAGAUUAUAUUUACAUACCGUUAAAAGGUCCUAUACCACCAGCAGGUACACAACCACCACCACCAUCGGCAACGGUUUCCGCGAAUGGCGGUAAUUCCGCUACACUACCAGCCAACUUCAGCCCAGCUGAUGCACAAAUUGGCGCCAAAGGCCAACAAACGGCGACUCCAAAUAAUAACAACAGCGCCACCAACACCAACACCAACAGCUCCGCUAUCAACUCAAACAGAAGCGGCAGCGACAAAAGUGAUAUGCGUGCCAUCACAGACAAAAACGGUGAACCGCUCGUUACCGGCAAACCGCCGAAGCCCUAUCGUUACGGCACAAUACCGUCCACCACCUCCAGCACAACGAUUAUUACUAAAUAUUUUGGUAGUGGCCGGCGACAGGGCGGUGGCGGUGUACCGGCACAUGCGCACAAGGACGGUAAUGGCAAGGCAAAUGCAACCAACUUCAAGUCGCGUAGUCAAUUCUACACUGAUUUCCUCGAUGCCGAACGGUCGUACUACGAUGACGAAGAAAUCGAAAAACAGUUAGAUGCGGGCUUGCAAGCGAACGAUAACGCCGUCACAACAACGCCCAACGACGCGCCCGCUAACGCGAAUGACUCGAACGUAUCGGAAAUAACGCUACAACAACAACAACAGCAAACGCUAAAUCAAGAAAACUUACGCGAAACAGAUAAUUCGAGUGAAUCAGCGAGCGUCAUAGUGGAAUACGAAACUCCUUCACGGGCACAACAAUCGGCUCAAGUCGCUUAUUCCUUGCCGGGUGUUACACGCGAAACAGUUAUGUUGUUAACCACCGGCACAACCGGUUCCGGUGUGACGGUCGGCGCUAAUGGCAGCGAUAGUAACGCGCGCGUUGUCGCACCCACCUACACAACCAUGUCGAAUGCGUAUUUGCAACAUACCAAUAAUAACAACAAAAUCGGCUUAAUCGAAACAAAUUUGGAUACGCAUGAAACGGUUAUAUCGGGCAAAACGCGUUCGCUGGUGGACAUCGUCGGUCCACAGCAGCAUCAACAACAAUACGGUGUUGUUGGUGGCGGUAUCGGUGCGGGUGGCGUUGCCAAGCGGUUGAAUAUGAGCGCGGCUUGUGGUGGCAAUGUAGACUUGGACGACGAUUUGGAUGAGGAUGUGCGUGUUUAUGGUCACGAUGUUGGUGGUAGGGGUGGUGCUGUUGUCAUCAAAUCAACAACCGCGAAUGGCAGUCAAAUUGCAUCGGUGCGACGUCCGCACAAAAGCAUGGAAUUCCUAUUGGACAAGGAGAAUCAGAAGAAUGUUUUGGUAUGUACCUCUGCUUGCUUAACAUAAAAUAUGCCAACUACUUCCAUAAAGAUAAGAGGUAACUACUCUCUUUCACUUAGAAAGCAUUUAAUGCCCGAAAAGUAUAAUAUUUAUGCGCCUUACCCCAUGUAUGCACGUAUACGGAGGUAUAUAAGUGUGUAUGAGUACAUAUUUUACCACAGCUCUUUAGGAGCUUCCCAGAAACUUUCACAUUUCUCUAUUCUAUGCCACCAACAGUCAACUAAAUCAUUUCUAAAACAUGUCGGCGGCAUAUAAAUUUUUCUAUGUGCUUGUAUUUUGUUGUUUUCUGGUUUGCACUUAAGUUUGGGAAUGGUUCGCCACACAUCAAAAAUAGCAGGAAAUGUAUUCCAAAUUUGUGUUCCCCUCAGCAAACUUGGUGUUGUUUUAUUGCCGGCAUAGCUUUGCUGUAAUUCCGUAUUUUUGCUUUUGGUACACAGCUGGAUUUUGUGGUAUUAGUUUGGAACAUGUUUUUUUUUUGUUUUGUAGUUUUCUGACUUCAGUUGUUGCAGUUGUUUAUUCGGUUUUUGUUGAACUUUGGCGCAAUUAUAGCGCGUGUACGUGCUUUGGAACAAUUAAUGACAGCCAAGUGUGGCGAAAAUCAUAAUAAACAAGUGAGAAGAACUUUCAAUGUAAAUAAUGGAUAGAUGGGCCCCAGGCGCAUGGCGAUAUGUACUUGUACAUGCCUACAAAGAUUAGAGGCACACAUACACACAUACGUACACACACAUACUCAUAGACAUCAAUCAAAUUAAGGUACAAAAUACAUUCUGUUGAGCACAAACAGCAGUAAUAAUAAGAAAAAGUGCCUUAUUGAUUUGCAAAACAGAUGAGGAAUACGUGAUUGAAUAACAAAGUUCACUAAACAGCAAAAAAACGAGACGAGAAUAAAAAAGAAUUCAGUCAUAGAAAAAAUUAGAAUUGUAGCAUAUAACUGUAUACAAAGAUCGAAACGAAAACGAAAAGUAAACACUGCCAAUGUUGAGAGGAUAAAAUUCUUGAAAUCUGGCAUAGCAAAAUAGAAGUCUAAGGAUUUAGCAGCAGCUUUCACGGCUUGAAAAAGACUAUGAAAAAUCAAUUUUUGCAAUUUUUAGUAGAGGUAAGAAGUAAGCAGGUAAAGAACUCAAAUUGCACUUCCACUUAAGUAAUUGGUGGAGGUGCGGCGAUAAAUGUAUAAUGUAUUUUAAAAGGGUGCAGCACCGAUAAAUGGGUGAUUUGUAGCUAACAGGAAAUAGAAAUGUGCAAAUAAUGUAAAAAGAAAUUUUAAAUUAUAUUUAAAGUAUCGCGAGCGUUAAAAAUAAAAGAAAACAAAAUAAAUCGGAGUUUGAAACGAUUUUAAUCGAAAAGGGAUAAUGCCGCAAAAAAGAUAUAGACAAAAAUUUUAAUAAUAAAAAUAAAACGAGUAAUAAAAGUAAUAACUGUAAAAAUAAUAAAUAAAAUAAUAAAAAUGUAAUAAAAUAAUAAUAAUAAUAAAUACAAUAAUUUAAUAAUAAUAAUUUUGAACCAAUUUUAAUCGGAAUAAAAGGGGUGUUGUUGUUGAAGUUGUUGAGUAUUUCUACUGAAAUAAUCCUAAUUAGCGACCAGCACCGUUUUUGGAAAAUGCCAAAGAAAAAUAAUUUAAAAAAAUAACAAAAAUAAAAUAAAAACAAUAAUAAUAAUAAUAGAAAUAUUAAUAAAAAUAAAAAUAAUAACAACAAUAAAAAUUUUAAUGGAAUAAAAUAAUCAUCAUCAUAUUUUGGCUCUACAGCUCUUUGUGAGCUUUGGCCUGCUGCACGUGGGACCUCCAUACGUCUCGAACGCUUGCGACUUUUUCCAGUUCGUUAUCCUAAGUUUCUUGAUGUCGUCCUCUAGUUCGUGGGUCCAUCUUGUUCUCGGCCUUACUCUUGCUCUACUGUUGAACGCUCUGGCUACUACGAUCUUCUUCUGCGCCCUCGUACCGUCCAUUCUUGUAAUGUGACCCAGCCAUCUUAACCGCUGCGCUUUAAUAAAAUAAUAAAAAUAAUAGGAAUAUUAAAAAUCAAAUAAAAAAUGGUCUAAAAAUAAAUCGUUCUAAAAAAAAAAAAAUAAGUAAAUCUAUCUCACAAAAUCGCAACAAAAAGUAACGACGCGAAAAAAUUGUCUAAAACUUAAUCGAUUAUUUUCGUCACAACUAAGAUUAAGAUUAUUGUACCGUUUACAAACGCCAGAACGAUUGUUGAAUCGAUUCCAAUCGUAAAAUUAUUCCAAAAAUAAAUCAUAAUCACAAUAUCGAUUAAUUUUUUCCUUGGCAAUAACGCAACUGUUGUACUGUACAACUGUACUGUAUUUUUGUUUUUUUUUUUCUAAAAGGUACCGCCAUUUAAAAAAUGAUCUUAUAGAGUUCUGCAUCUAUUUGAAUAAUUCCAUGAGUCUCAUCACAAAUAAAUAAAAAAUUAAGUUUGGUGACCUCGACUGAUCGAUUUUCGAUUUUUGAUGCCUCGCAGUCACUUAUCCAAUAUUGAGUGCAUGCCGAAACACAGUGCAUUACAACUUUUAGAUUCUUGUUUUCAAUUGGUAUACUAAGUUUAUCUGCAGGAGAGUUUUAUUUUUCUUUUCUUUUCAAAAUACACUCUUAUUGCGCCCUUUCUCUCCUCCUCCAGUUAUAUAACUAAGAAAUGUUGAUACGAGUAGCAUUUUACUGUUAUUACCUACAUACAUACAUAUAUGCCUUACAUAUUUUUUUCUCCCAUUUUCAUGCAUCUAACUUUUUCUCUCAGAUAGUUCUUCUAUUCAUUAAAGUUCUCAAGAGAACUUAAGUCAACUAAACUCCAUUGCAUUUCCCCACCCACUUUAGCUUGGCAUUGCGUGCACACCCGCACAGCGUAGAGAGGUUAGCAAACUCAUGUACAUAUGUGUGAAUGCACAUAUAAACGGACAAUGUUCACAAGACAACUUUACAGCAGCAUAAAGUGCAUGACAGAAAAUUCAAUUCAAUUUGUUGUACAGCACAACGGGUAUUAAAGGAAAAAGGAAAGAAAAAUAAACACGCGGAAGCGUAAUAGAAAAACAUAGAAAAACAAAACGUAUAGAAAAUAAAGUAAAUUAAAACAACAGUAGUGCUGGAAGGCGAGGAAAAUGAAAUAAAAGAUUUGUAUAUAUGAGAUAGAAGAGAAAAUUAAAGAGGGGUCACUUAAAGCUGAAGUUAAGUGAAUCUUCAGAAAUUUUAUUGUCUUUUGAUGAUUGUUUGUGGCGGGUGAAGUAACUAUUACUGGAAAAUGCAACUUUAAGGGAAAGUUGGAAAAAAUAUACGAACUAUGCUGGGGUUGUAUGUUUGCUCUCUGGUGUAACUAAGAAUACAUACAAACAGAGAGCUUAAGAAUUGCAGCACAGGCACUUACAUAUGUAUUCACAGGUUUUUUAAAUUUAUUUAUUGGCAAUUUAAUUUUAUACAUUUUUUGGGAAAAUUUAUUAUAUAAAAUUCUAAUAUAACUUAUUUAUAAAAGAAGUAACAGCCUUUCACCAAAAUUUAAAAUUUUUUAAUCAGAAUUUUAAUAUUUUUUGGGGAAGAUUUAAUAUAUAAAACCUUCCACAAAAUUACACAUUUUUUAAACAAAAUUUUUAGAAAAAUUUCAAGUUGGCAUGGUUGUCGCCUCUUGAAUUUGGGUAUAAUAAAGCGCAAGUGAAUUGUGCAUUUUCUCCAUUAAAGGAAUUCUUCACAUUUUUUUAUUCAAACACCCAACAACGUCGGCGCAAAAAAUUUCAGAAAUCAACAAAACUUUUGAAUCACUUCAAAGUACUAGGUGGCGCAAAAUUAAUCACCCUCUCAGAAAAUUUAUAAUACACUUCACACAAAAAUUAAGGGAGCAGUAAAAUUUCCUAAAUUUCUUAGUGAUUUUUGAAAAGCUGUAUCUCGGUGAAAAAUGGGCGCUCGGAGUUCCGACAAAAAUCAAGAAGAAGCUGACUCUCCCCUCUUUCCAAUCUUGCCUGCUCGGAAAGAUAGCCCUAGCACAACCCUCAAAGCACAGUGUGCGGAUGGAGAGGUAAGUGCGAAUAACAGAGAAGGAAGGGGAGAUUUGAUUCAAGAUGCUGCUAUGUCCUACAGGAAGUUGCCUCCAAAGGCCAAUCUCCUUCAGCCUAAUAGCACUCUGAGCAGCAAUGGAUUUAACAUGCAGAUCCACAGGAAGUAAGUGCAGAAUAACGUUGAGCGCAGCAGUGGGACAUGUUCUACAAGCACCAGUGAUGCCCACACAUGCAGUUCUCUGCACUCUCUCUAAUUUAGUGGUGUUGUAGCCCUUCUGAAGAGAUACCCACCAAACUAGGCAACCGAAUGUCAAAAUUGGCCGAACCACUAAGCUGUACAUCCAAAGUGCGACACGUGGCUUGAGACCCCAUUUUUUGCCGAACAUAGAUUUACAAGCUUGCAUACUUGUUAUACUUUUUUCCAUGUGGUUGCUGAAGGAAUAGUUUUUAUUUCGACAAAAUACAAAAUAUUUUUGAGUGAAAAAAAUUUCAACUAUGCUUUUGUUAAAUCACUUUAAAUGUUGGUGCAUCAACUGCCUAAUAAAAAUAUUGACCUAAAAUCCCAAUCAUUUUUCCGGCAGGGUAGAACAGAAAAAAUAUAAAUAUGUGGUAGGCACCAUAAAUGUCGCUGUCAAAAAUGUCAGUUGUCAAACUGCAGCUGAUGAGUUUCCGAUGCAAAUGAGUAUGACAUGCAACAAGGAGGGAAAUAGUCGUCAAUAUACAUAUGAAUAAAUAUCAGAGGGAAUAAGUAGAGCUGGUGCAUACGCGUAUGUAAAUAUAGCACAAGUGAAGUGAUAGUGUGAGUAAGGCAUUUCAGGGUAAGUGUCAAAUUAAGUUUUUAAUAUUAUUUUUAGUCUUUUUGUACAUUUCUGAUAUCAUCAAUGAGAGCUUUCUGAAAGUUUUUCCAAUUUAGGCUUUGAAGAUGUGUUUUCGUCAGUUUAUAUUACCAAAAAAAAAAACAAAAUGGAAAAAGGCAGACCCCCAAUGCAUUUCUUUCAUACCGUUCGGUGUCGGCAUAAAGCUGUUGUUGCUCAUUUGUAAGAAAACAUGUUCACUACAGAGUAGAAGGGAAGUAGACGAAGUAAAUGAUGUUUCAUUAGAAAGUGUGAACCUUCUGAUUAAACGUAGAAUAAAACUUCUUUCAAACACCUGCCUGGGCUGGUUCUGCAACAGCUGUAGUCUAAGUUUUCAAUGUUCAAAGGUAAAAUAAUUCAUUUCGGCGAUGUUAUUAUACUGAGUUUCUGUCACUUUUCGUGGCGUAAAACAGUUGUGAUUGAAGAAGCGACCAGAUGACGGUUCGCUUUAUACAGGGCGGUUUUUCCAGCUGCAUGAGAACCACCGAUAUCGAUAACUAUGGUUUCACAGCUGUGUUGACUUUUUUGUUCAGUAAGAUUUGGCAAGUCAUCAUUAAUCGUUGCAUGCAAUAACAACGCUUUGUGAAAAUUUACUUUCUUCUUUAAUCUUAUUUUGGGUCGGCUCUCCUUGUGCGAAGUCUCCACAUCACGCCGUCCUGAGUCGGCUCUUCGCUGACGUUUCUGCAUCGCAUGUCGUUUUCAAUGGUGCUUUUUCAGGUUUUUGGUGAUCUGCCUGGCUCUCUGUUUGCUACUUCCAUCUGCAACACUUGCUUCACUGUGUGAUACUCUGCUCUUCUCACUACAUGGCCGUACCAACGUAGGCGGUUUUCCUGGAGUUUAGUGUCGAUUGGAGUAACUUUAUUGCCACCAAGAAUAAAUAUGUUUUGAAUCGUCUACGGCAGUGUAACGCCGCUGGCCCACCUCAGCCUUCCACCGCAGCGCUUGCAGUUUCAGCUAUAGCUUACGUGGUACAGCCCACCACUCGGAUGCAUAGGUCAUUGCCGUCCUGAUCAUGCUUUUGUGGAUUUUACCUUUUAAUUUUUGUGGAAUUUUCUUGUCGCACGGGACACUGGAGACUGCUCCUCUGCUUUGUCAUCCACAUUGAAUUCGGUGAGCAGUUUCUCGUUCAAAGGUGUCAUCUUCGCUGACAAACGAGCUCAAGUGCUUACAGCUAUCAACGAUUUUGAGGGGAACGUUAUUUAUUGUGCAAGCUGAACUCUGAAAUCCCUGUGGAGCAAAGUGAAAAUCGAUUGCUUCGGGCGUUGUGCGGCUUACUCGUAUCCCAUUCGAUUCAAGGUCGGUACCUCGCUGGUUCAGAUUUUCGGUAUGACUUUGUCGCGUGCGAGAAGGGCUACAUCAUCAGUAGCGUCCAAGGGAGGUUGCCUUGGAUAUCACGCAUAAGGAAAUCCAUCACCAGAUUAAAGAGAAGAAGAUUUAAGGGGGGAUUCUACUGUAAAAAUCAAAUUUUCAUGGAUUUUGUUUUCCUACUUGUAUUAAUUUAAUUAGUAAAAAAAAGUUUAGGGUUACAUAAACACAGGUCUUGAGUGUACAAAAAAAUUUUAUAAAUUUAUUUUCAUUUCAAAAUGGCAGCUGUACAGCCGCUCCCCCGAAACGCCUUUUGAAAUCUGCCCACACUGUCGCGCAUUUAAAAAAAAUCUGAAAUGAAAAAAACCAAUUUUUUUUUAUUAUAUAUCAUUAUUUUUAGUUGUUAAGCCUAUUACUUGCAAAAAAAAAAUUUUUUGUAAAAUUUUUGAAGUUUUUUAAAAAAUCGACAUUUUUUUGUUGUCAUUUUGUUAUUAAAAAAGGGGUUAUAAAUUAUAAAUUUUU